Molecule: messenger RNA, 2715 nt
Organism: Brienomyrus brachyistius
Lineage: Eukaryota; Metazoa; Chordata; Actinopteri; Osteoglossiformes; Mormyridae
Product: synaptophysin-like
Exons: 7
Coding region: 110-1012 (300 amino acids)
Cellular component (GO): presynaptic active zone; synaptic vesicle; synaptic vesicle membrane
Source: RefSeq, a predicted model, not a curated record
ACGACGCUGUUCUCCGCUCUCUCCUGCGCCCCCUCCGCAGCCGGUUCCGGACGUCGCAGCUCACUCCCUCUGCUCUGCUGAUCCUCUUAUCUCCGAGAAGGCGGCUAAGAUGGAUAUUGUGAACCAGUUGGUCGCCACUGGGCAGUUCACCGUGGUCAAACAGCCGCUGGGGUUUAUAAAAGUCCUGGAAUGGUUCUUCGCGAUCUUUGCCUUCUCCACAUGUGGAGGCUAUUCCGGGAUGUUCGAGAUGAGCGUGGAAUGUAAAAACAGGACGGACAGUGACCUCAGCAUCGAAGUGGAGUUCGAGUACCCAUUCAGGCUCCACCAGGUGUACUUUGAUGCCCCCACCUGCAAGGGUCCUAAGACGGAACGCCUCUUCCUUGUGGGUGACUACUCAUCCUCGGCCGAGUUCUUCGUCACCAUCGGUGUCUUCUCUUUCCUCUACUCGUUGGCAGCCAUCUCUGCUUACGUCUUCUUCCUGGAGAAGUACCGUGAGAACAGCAAGGGAGCUCAAAUUGAUUUUGUGGUGACCUGCGUCUUCACCUUCAUGUGGCUGGUGAGCUCGGCUGCCUGGGCCAAGGGCCUGUCUGACGUAAAGACGGCCACAGACCCCGAACGCGUUAUCUCCCUCAUUCCCGCCUGUGACCGUGAGGAGAACCGCUGUCGCGAGGUCCACGACCCCGUGGUGUCUGGUCUCAACACCUCUGUGGCAUUUGGAUUCAUUAACCUGAUUUUGUGGGGCGGAAACCUGUGGUUCGUGUUCAAGGAGACCGGCUGGCUGGCCAUCUUCACUGGGUACCCCCCACCCUCGCAGGAGAAGCAGCCCGCACCAGAAUCUUACGGCCAGGACGCGGGUUACGGCGGGCAGGCCUAUGACCAGCAGGGGCCCUACGGAGGCUCCCAGGGAGGGUACCAACCUGACUAUGGCCAGCAAGGUGGAUACGAUGGGGGCUACGGGCAAGGCGGGUACAACCAGCAGGGGGGGCCCACCUCGUACUCCAAUCAGAUGUGAAGCAGUCGGAAGGGAGGCGGCCAGGAGCCGAAAGAGGGUGACAACAGCACUGAGGAGUACAACGCCUGACCCUUACAGCAACUCCACACUCCUCUUUCAGUCUGCCCAUCCAUCUUUCUGUUGGUAAUAAGAGAGCGAGCUGAAAAGAAGAAUAAGAAAAUGAGAUUGUACCUUUUAGUGUGUUGUUUAAUAUUGUGGUGUGUCCGGAAGCAAAGCGUCCACUUCGACCGAAGGAAAACUUGAAUUCAGCACCAAACCAGAAAAUAAAACAAAUGUAGAAAUAACUUGUUUUAAAAGAAUACAAUGAACAUAAUAAUACUAAAUUUGAGAGAAUGUAUUUGUCUGUGUUGUGUAAAUAUGAAUAUGAACAAAUAUAUAUACAAAUCUAAAUAUAUAUAUGAGUAAUAUCACUUAUGAAUCUAUUCUAGUAUAUUUCAGUUCAAUUUAACAUUAUACGUAGUUAUUCGAUUAACUAUGCUCAUUGUAAACCUGACCCACUGUACUAGCUCCAGGUUUUCGUUCCCUUUAUUUGUUUUUUUUUUUUUAUUAUUAUUAUUCCCUUUUUCCCUGUAUGUUAAGAUCAGAAAUGAACAACGUCGAAUUUUUUUAUUUUUACUUAUACGUUUCAAGUUGACGGAGGGGAGAGAAAGAGAGGUCAAAAUUGUGAAAAUGGGAACAGUGGAAAGUGGGAGAGAGUCAGAAAGGUAGAGGGAUGAUUUGCGUGUCUGUCGUCAUCUGUAGCGUGCACCUGACAAAAAAAGCUUAAGGUCUUAUUUGAGACACAUCCCCAUCCCAUAAUACCUGAACAUCAAAUCUCGAAAAGAAAUUAGCAUAAUACUAUAUGGCAAUACUAGUAAGUAUAUGGUGUGCGUUUUCAUGCUGACGAAACUGACUAAAAGCUGCUUCGAAGGACGUCUCACACACACAGACCGCCGAUCAAUACACACACGUGGCUGUUUUCUUAAGUUUUCAAAACAUAGCUGCGUGUUUUGAUAGAAAUUGCAAACCUGAAGAGAGUGAAAGAGUUGCGCACGCUUUGUAUAGUUCAUGCAUUAUAUGUACACACAUUUUAGACAUUCAAAGUGUUAUAGAGUUGUGUACUAUGACUUUGUAAGUUGACCGGACGCCACAAUGUUUGGAUUAUUAAAUGUUCUAAUGCUGUAGUUUGAGUAAAGUUAUUCCACAAUCAGGUAUGAUUUUAAUAUGCAAAGUUCAAAACGUCUGUCUGCAAAUAAUUUAAGGAAAUAUUUUUUAUUUAUUUUUAUUAACAUAUAUUACGUCUAUAGCCUUAAGUACGAAACAAAGGGGACUGCGAUAGACUCCGCACUCGGUUUAAUCUUAGGCAUAUGGAGCAGUCGUGCAGGUGCACCUCUUUCUCUCUCUCUCUCUCUUUGCGUGUGUACGUGAGUACGUGUGCGCGCGCGCCUGUUCAUGCGUGCGAGUGCUUGUGUCUGUCCGUGUGCGCGCGUGUCCUGAGACUGCAUCUUUCUCCCUAAUAAAUACGCUACAUAAAUACUCUGUCAUUAGUGGUGAACGAUGUCUUGUAACUCUCUCUCGCCUUUGGGUAGUGCUGUGUUCGUGCGUCGAGUAUUAUUAGUAUUAACGAUGAUGAUUAUGACCAUGUCAGGUUCUCCAGUUCUGUUGUAUUCUGAUUCUAUGGAAUUCAUGUGGGGGAAAAACUAAAUAAAAUAAACUUGAAAUAA